Molecule: messenger RNA, 2626 nt
Organism: Syngnathus acus (greater pipefish)
Lineage: Eukaryota; Metazoa; Chordata; Actinopteri; Syngnathiformes; Syngnathidae
Product: putative golgin subfamily A member 6-like protein 3
Exons: 13
Coding region: 266-2275 (669 amino acids)
Source: RefSeq, a predicted model, not a curated record
GAUAUGCAAUUAGGGGAGAAGCUACCGUCACCCCAUAAAUCAUGCAUCAUUUAUUCUUGUAUGGAACCUCCACCUGUGUUCCAUUAUACGACGAGCAAGUUGUAAUGUAUUGAAAAGUCUGCUCUAUAUAUGCACAAUGCAUAAAAUGCCUAUCAAAAUAGUUCAAGCAAUUAUUUUGAGCUUCAUCUAACAUCAUUAGCAGCUAUUCCAUUUGGAAAAAAAAAAUCUUGUGCAUUAUCUUUCAAGCGUGGACCACGAGAGGACCAUGUUCUCAUUUUGUGGGAGUCCCAGUGACAGUGGAAGAGGAUCAGAAGGCUACGAACAGGACAAAGUGGGCAGCAAAAGCAGUUCGCUGAAAAACAAAGAAGUGUUAAAUCAAGAUGACACCUCUUUGUGCACAGAGAAGCCGGAAGCGAGAGCUUGGACGGUAUCGCCAUUGUCCGAGCGGCUCUCCAUUGCAGACAAAUCGGAAGAACAGACGGCCGAGAAGAUCUCGCUGCUGGAAGUUCUUAGCAAGGCCCAUUCGAACCGAGCCGGUCGCUACAACCGAAAUGCAGUGUACGAUGACAUCGCUUUAAGUGACGAUGAGGGAAGAUCGCAAUCCACGCAAAAUGGGAUCAAACAGCGCAUGGAAAAGGUCGGCGGCGUCUCGGAAUACCUUGAUGACUUCACGCCCUCGUCAUUUUUCACUCAAGAUGACCAAUUUCGAGUGAAGCCUAAAGCGCAGAAGGCUAAAGAUGAUCUUUGUGUCGUGGCUUACAAAAACAUACAUAUAGAAGAUGAACUUGCCAACCUCAGAUCAUCGUCAAAGCAACAGCAGGAAGACUGCCUCAAUACCAUCAAGAUGGCCCAAGUGAAUAUUCUCGAGCUGGAACAGGAACUCCAGAAGACCCACGAUCAACUGUGUCAGGAACGCUCUGUAAACACCCAACUGCAGCAAAAACUCAAGCAGCAGACUAAGGAAGACGACGGCAAAAGCAGCAAACAUCUCAAAGUUGAAGAGGAACUCCAACAAGCCCACGAUCAGUUGCGCCAGGAACGCGAAGCAAAUACACAGCAGCGGCAAAAACCAAAGACUCACGACUGCAAGCAAGAGACGACCACGGAAAAGGACUGCAAAAGGAGCAAACAUCGUGAGGAGGAUGUGAGCACAGAGCUGGAAGCGCACAGCAGCAUCCAACAAAAGGAGGAGCACGAAACCCUCAAUGAGCAGCUGGGAGAUGUUCGCCAAGAUCUCCGACUCACCAGCGACAUUGAUGCCCAAAGUUUCUUGGAGUGGAACAACAUGAUUACGGGAUUCAAGUGCGAAGUGACCGUCGCCAAUGCCCGACUGGCCAAGGCUGAGCAACUUCGGUUGGAGAUGGAGAAAGCUCUGCUCCAUGAAAAGGAGGAACAAGAGCGACUGAAGGAGCAACUUGCAAUUGAGAAGGCCAAUCGGGAAGAGACCUUGACCAGCCUGACACAGGAGCUGUCCAAGGCCAAGGCGUACGGCUCCUCCAUGGAGAACGAGCUACUGGAAAGAGAAGCCCAAUACAUCCAAGUUAUGAAAGAAAUGAAGGAGCAAGCAAGUUUUUUGGACGAAAGAAAAGGGGAACUGUGCAUUGCGGCGCUGAGACAGAAGGAAGCUCACGCCGCCGCUGAUACCGUCAGCGAGGAGGUCGAGCAGAGACUGGAGUCGGACGAUCUCAGUCAGGCUUCCUCCGUAAAGCAAGAUUCGGAGGAACCUGGGAAGGAGUCUAACGAGGCCUCCAGGGUGAGUGCUUUGACUUCAAGCAUUACAAAUCUGAUUGUGGUGUUGUCUGAUUAUGUCAAAGCGCAGAUGCUGGCAGACAAAAGCAAUGCCGAGUCCUCCUCCCUCCAUCAGGAUCAGCAGAACAUUGAACCUCCACCUCCAGAGACGGAGGAGGUGGAGAUCAACGAGGAAAAUGAUAGCAAUGGAAGCGGCGAGGUGACGGGGGACGACGGCAAGUCUCAAAACCAGCAGCCGGCCAAUGAAGGACGGGACUGGCAUCGGGACUUUGAUGUGUUCCUGGAUCUCCAGCGAUGUGGUUUUGAAAUGCUGGAGCGAGAGCUGAACACGUUGAAUAACCGCCUCCAGAGCCUCCAGAUUUGGGCUCUCCCGCUGCUCACUUCCAUUGACUGCCACCUCCAGCGGCUUUCGCAACAAGGACCUGGUACAGUCCGGUCCAAGUGGGCCCUGCGAAGAUGGGGCCGCUCAACUAACGACGCGAGAAGAGUGGCUGACGACAGGGCCGAUCUGAUUUCGAAUGAAUAAAGUCUCAUUCAUUGGUCAGGUGUGCACUGACGCUCUGGGCUGUGUUCUAAUAUAGCAACUGACCGAUUAAAACAUCAAAACUGUAUUUUGAGGAGAUCAAAAUAUCUUUCACGCCUGAUAAGCGUAAACGCCGCAGUAUUGGAAUCGGUGAAAUCCGAUGAUUGUAAAGUCAGAUAUUGGUCCACGCGUUCUGAGAACUACCCACAUUCGAUUUGAUGCAACUGACCUGAACGACAAGGACUUCUCGGUCUUGUGUGUCCACUACCAAGUGAGAAGAUUGGAAGACAACUUUAGGGUGUAAAUCGUCUUUGUUUUUAAGACCUGAAAUAAAAAGCACAGCUUCUAACCAAA